Molecule: messenger RNA, 2097 nt
Organism: Nezara viridula (southern green stink bug)
Lineage: Eukaryota; Metazoa; Arthropoda; Insecta; Hemiptera; Pentatomidae
Source: the annotation of a GenBank genome assembly
AUGACAGCAACAGAGACCGGUGGUGAAGAAAAGAAAGCGGUCGAAAGUCAACCCCUUAAGGAUGACGGCCCGCAGACAGUCACAGCCUACGUGGCCUUGCCCCCCGACGGUGGCUGGGGAUGGGUUGUCGUCGCGGCUUCCUUCUUGUGCAACGUCGUCGUCGACGGGGUCGUCUUCUCUUUCGGUGUCUUCCUCAACCCGAUUGCGGACGAGUUCAACGUAUCAAAGUCCAAGGUGACAAUUGCUGGGGCUCUGCUCUCUGGGUUCUACCUCAUAGCAGGGCCUUUUGUAAGCGCCAUCGCCAACAGGUACGGCUUCAGGUUCACUGGGAUCCUUGGAGCGGUGAUCGCCAGUGGCUCCUUCGCUGCUGCCAGCUAUGCGACCAACAUUGAAACUAUGUGGCUCAUUUAUGGCUUCAUUGGGGGUAUUGGCUUUGGAAUGAUUUAUGUACCCGCGGUCAUCACAACGGGCUUCUACUUCGAGAAGUGGCGAGCCUUGGCCACGGGCAUCUCGGUCACUGGCUCUGGAAUCGGAACCAUCAUCAUCGGCCCCAUCUCGACGCUCCUCAUCGAGCACUUCACCUGGCGAGGGGCCAUUCUCAUCCAGGCAGGAAUAGUCCUGAAUUGCGCGGUGUUUGCUAGUCUCUACCGACCUUUGAAACCGAUCCAUAUGUCUGUAAAUAAUAACCAAACAGAAGAAGAAGCAGAGCGCACCGAAGUCCCUCUUCUUCAUAGGAUCAAGAUGGCAAGGGAUCAAUUAAUGAAAACGGAUUCUAUGUUCAGUAUGGACAACGAAGUUGAAAUUAUGGCCCAAGAGCCUUUUGAAACAAGCAAGAAGUUCUUAAAAGCUAACCAUAACAUACUGUAUCCUAGGGCCAUUGAAGCUCUUCACAGCAGCACCAACAGCCUCUCAAAAUCUAACCAGUCCCUUGAUGAAAUUAGGCGUAAACCUAAGAGCGAACAUAGGGUGAAGUAUGACAAUAAUUUAACGAUAACCGUAUUCUCUGGCAAUUUCGAAAAGCACCUACACUUGCCAGCGUAUACCCUCAAGAGGAAAUGUCAGUCGGUGGAAUAUGAUCCACUGAAGGACUUCCAGGGGGAAGACGAGAACUUUAACGAACACCUCCACGACGACGUCUUCUACAUACCGAAGAAGCCUAGGGAGAACCACCAUGACAGGAGGCGUGGCAGUAUAUCCGUCAAGUACAGGCGGAGAGCAGAUUCCGCCGGCAGCUACAAGAGUAUCAAGUCGCGGCGGAACACUAUCUCGAAGGGACCUAACACUGGGGUCCGACCUCUUUACAGAGACGACAUCUUCUUCCAAGCCAGUCUUCAUAGGCUUCCUCAAUACCAUUCACAUGGUAGCAGCCUUGACUACACCAUGUCCGUCACCCGCCUUCCAACAAAGAGGGAUGUUGAGGAAGAAGAAGAAGGGUGCCAACUGUGCCCUGAGGCUGUUCGCCGUACCUUGGCCACCAUGUUGGAUCCUGCUCUGCUUAUGUCACCAUCUUUCAUGAUUUUCUCCCUUGCUGGCUUCUUCACCAUGAUGGGCAUGUUCACUCCUUUCUUGUAUAUUGCAGAUCGAGGAAAAAUUAACGGAAUGGACCCAGCAGUGAUCAUGUUCUUAGCAUCUGCCAUCGGCAUAACGAACACUCUUGGAAGGAUCGUCUGUGGCACUCUUACUAUGGUUCCUCAAAUCAGUAGCCUCAUGCUCAACAAUGUUGCUUUGACAAUCGGUGGUAUUGCUACCAUGGCCAGUGGUUUUUCCUAUAGCACAACUUAUCAGUUCUGUUUUGCUGCCAUUUUUGGUCUUUCUAUAUCUUUUUGGGCUUCAUUGCGUUCCAUCAUCGCAGUAGAGCUGAUUGGACUUGAAAAAUUAACAAAUGCAUUUGGAUUUUUACUUUUGUUCCAAGGUUUAGCAGCAGCUAUUGGUUCUCCGAUUGCUGGAGCUUUUAUGGAUAUGACUGGAAGCUACGAUGCUUCCUUUUAUCUCUCAGGUGCACUGCUCCUUUGUUCUGGAGUGAUGUGUUAUCCUCUUCCUCUCAUUAAGAAGUGGGAAGACAAGAGAGCUCUCAGGAAACUGCACAAUCUUGCUUAA